ACGACUACGCACUGAGGGAGAAAUACGUGGAAUUCAUGAGGGAAUACAUCAAGUUGGAGGCGAUAGAUGGUUCUCCAGAUGGCAUGGGAAGCUGUUAUUACAUCCCUCACCAUGCUGUUACGACUAAAUUCAGAGUAGUGUUUAACGCAUCGUGUAAAACAACCAACGGCGUAUCUCUUAACGAUACGCAACUAAGUGGACCCCAGCUACAGGAAAACCUGGUUGACAUACUUCAUCGAUUUCGGCGGUAUUCAGUUGCUCUCACAGCUGAUAUCAGAAAGAUGUUCCGACAAGUAAUGGUUGAUUCAAGGCAUCGAAAAUGGCAACAGAUACUUUGGAGGGAGUGCCAUAAUGAACUCUUGCGUACCUAUCAACUGUCUACAGUGACGUACGGUAUGGCAAGCAGUCCUUUUAAUGCUAUUAGAACAUUGAGGCAGUGUGCCUAUGAUAAUUGGGAAGUGAUCGCUGACGUCAGCCGGGCAGCUGCAGCACGGGACAGCAUCCUUCAUAGCUUUUAUGUCGAUGAUUAUUUGGAAAGUGUUCACACGACAGAACAGGCCAUCAACCGGGCAAGCGACGUUGAUGCCAUUCUUCAACAAGGUAAAUUUGAAUUAGAUAAGUGGAACUCCAACUGCGUCCAGACCCUGGAAAGAAUCAGUGGCUCUAAGGCGUCUGCAUCGGAGAUAAAUUUUAGCGAUUCUAGCACAACGGUAUUGGGCCUACACUGGAAUCCUAUUACUGAUACC
Bactrocera oleae (olive fruit fly) is the source of this 746-nucleotide messenger RNA. The record is from RefSeq and is a predicted model, not a curated record. Lineage: Eukaryota; Metazoa; Arthropoda; Insecta; Diptera; Tephritidae.